CGUGCAAUCAAAGCUAGAGUUUUCAUCGCUGGGCAAAUGGUUCUCAAAGCCUCUGACCAUGUGAGGAAAAAUAUUACUAGGCCAUCCAAGUUUGUUGCAAAUUGGGAUAGUCCCUUCAUAGUUGUGGAAGCACAUGACAGUAGGUGCUCCUUCUCUUGGUUAAGCGAUCCCAAGUAUGCCUUGGCUAACUUUAGUCUUUCUUCCAACUUAAAGACGAGUUCCUUUGUCUCAGCUAAGGACUUCUCCAUCUUUUCAACGUGCUUUGCCUGCUCCUUAAUCUGCUUGUCCAAGUUCCUAGAUGUGUCAUUUCCAACCAAGCCAAACUCGACUUUGCCAAGGUAUGCCUUCGCUAGAGUUAACAAGUGUGCUCAGAUGGCGCCAACUUUGAAGUUAUGCUCUCAGCUUCAUCAAUGGCAUCCCUACACAAAGAAAAGAAGUCUUCAUUCAUUUCAACAAAAGGGUUUACCUCCAUGUGUUGCAUGGCUGCACAAAGCAUCGGGAGCACUUAAACUUGCCCACCAAUCAGACAUGUUGGUAAGCAUCAAGCUAAAUCAAGCUGGCAACACAUCCAUAUCUUUGUUCAUCUCAUCCAAGUUCUUGAGUAGUCUCACAGCAAAGUCACUAGCCUCACUUGACUUAGCUGAAAUCGAGGAUGGCUGACCACUAUGCUCAACUUCGCUGGAAUUGGUGACCUUAUUUGUUGCACUCAUGGUUGGCUUGUUGACAUUCAUCUUGCUUUUGUUGGAAACAGACCUCUUUGUGGCAUCGCUUACAUCUGACUAAAA
Molecule: messenger RNA, 785 nt
Organism: Rubroshorea leprosula
Lineage: Eukaryota; Viridiplantae; Streptophyta; Magnoliopsida; Malvales; Dipterocarpaceae
Source: the annotation of a GenBank genome assembly